Oncorhynchus kisutch (coho salmon) is the source of this 6517-nucleotide messenger RNA. RefSeq names its product RNA-binding protein Musashi homolog 2. The coding region runs from base 148 to 1392 and encodes 414 amino acids. Gene Ontology annotation, molecular function: mRNA binding. The transcript has 15 exons. NCBI's taxonomy places the organism in Eukaryota, Metazoa, Chordata, Actinopteri, Salmoniformes, Salmonidae. Gene Ontology annotation, biological process: regulation of translation; central nervous system development. Gene Ontology annotation, cellular component: cytoplasm. The record is from RefSeq and is a predicted model, not a curated record.
GGGGGGGAGGGGAGGGGAGGGGAGGGAGACAGGCUGAGCUGAUUCCACGUGUGACGCUUGCAUUCCCAGCUCAGUGAUAUUUUCUUUAGCGGGCUUCGGUGUAGCCUUGUGCGUCUUCGUUAGUUACUGGCUAUAGUUGGGUUAGCUAUGGAGGGAGACGGGAGCCAAGCCACAUCUGGAGGAAGCCCUAAUGAUUCUCAACACGACCCGGGUAAAAUGUUUAUCGGUGGCCUCAGCUGGCAAACUUCGCCAGACAGCCUUAGAGACUAUUUUACUAAAUUCGGGGAAAUCAGAGAAUGUAUGGUGAUGAGAGAUCCAACGACAAAACGCUCCAGGGGCUUCGGAUUCGUUACUUACGUAGAUGCUGCCAGUGUAGAUAACGUCUUAGCUCAGCAACACCAUGAAUUAGACUCAAAAACGAUCGAUCCAAAAGUUGCCUUCCCUAGACGUGCUCAGCCCAAGAUGGUCACAAGAACAAAGAAAAUAUUCGUAGGAGGAUUAUCAGCGAACACAGUAGUUGAAGAUGUGAAGCAGUAUUUUGAACAGUUUGGCAAGGUGGAGGACGCCAUGCUUAUGUUUGACAAAACGACUAACAGACACAGAGGUUUCGGCUUUGUAACUUUCGAGGUUGAGGACGUUGUGGAGAAAGUAUGCGAGAUCCACUUUCAUGAAAUCAAUAAUAAAAUGGUAGAAUGCAAGAAGGCUCAGCCCAAGGAGGUGAUGUUCCCGCCAGGUACGCGAGGCAGGGCCAGGGGCCUGCCCUACACCAUGGAUGCCUUCAUGCUGGGGAUGGGCAUGCUGAGUUACCCAAACAUUGUAGCAACGUAUGGCCGUGGAUACACUGGUUUUGCCCCGAGCUACAGCUACCAAUUCCCUGGCUUCCCAGCGACGGCGUAUGGACCGGUGGCAGCAGCGGCAGUGGCGGCAGUGCGUGGCUCAGGUAGGGGGGCCCGUGGAAGAGGUGGCUACAUGGCAUACCAGCAGAACGCAGGGGCAGGGUUCCCAGAUUAUGGGUUCUAUUCCGGGGCCGGGCCCAGUGACCUGCGGGGGCCGCCCUGCUCCUUUGCCGACUUUGGCUCCCUGGGGCCCCAUGCUGCUCAGAUGCUGCAGCACAGUGAGCAUCAUGCCACCUCCGCCUGCAACUCCCCCCUCCAGCACCACCUGCAGCACAGCCCGGACCCCUUUAAGAGCCCAGGCACCAACCAGGCCAGGCCCGGAGCCUUCCCCGGCACCAACAGUCCCGGGCCCGUGGCUGACCUCUAUGGCACUCCCAGCCAGGACUCCGGUGUGGGUAACUACAUUAGUGCUGCUAGCCCACAGCCUGGCUCUGGCUUCGGCCACAGCAUUGCUGGGCCGUUGAUUGCAACCGCUUUUACAAAUGGAUACCAUUGAAACCUAACAGGUGGUUGGUUGCCAUCUCAUUUAAGCAGAGUAUUUCAGGAGGGAAGACCGGGCGGAGUUUUUAACUGGCUAUGUGAACAGGUGAUGCCAUCCAACGCCAAGCACUACAGCAUCAACCCACAGGAGGAGAGUGGAGGUGGCACCACGUGAAGAAGAACUGAAGAAAAUGUCAAAAUCAUCUCAGAAAAAUAAACUACAAUCUGCUGUACUAUAAUCCAAACCUGGCGUUCACAUCCUUAAUAUCCAACUGUAACCUAGUACCUUUGUGUAGGAUUUAGGUGUUUUUUUGUCCUUUAAAUGUUCCUUAUUUUAAAUCUGUUUAGUUUAUGUUCAUUAUUUUCGGUGUAGUCUUCAAAUUAAUAAGGGAAGAUUAAUUAUCAUUUUAAUUUACUCCAAUAUUUUUGAUCCUCUCUGAAAUUAGUAACUAUUUAUGUAAACGGGCUUAUUUCUGUUGUUUUUUUUCAGAUUGCUAUGUUGCUAUGUUGCUAUGGUUGUUUGCUUUUAUUCUUGCUGAUGGAAAAAUGCAGGUGUCAGUUUGCACAUACAAGAAAACUGACAUGAACUGACGAGGCCUGAAGAAAGGCGGUGUUAAUUCAAUUUUAAGAGUAACUAAUAUAUCUUAGUAGCUUUUUUUUUGUUUAUUUUAAUGUUGUUAAUGACCUAUUUUGGGCAAUAAGAGGACUACAAUAUUUUCACAGUCCUUUUUUACAAAUGUUUUUGUUGUCAGGAAAAAAUAACCUUUCCUUUUAAUACUUUGUGAAUUCAGAUUUUAAGAAAAAUAUAACUGUAAAUAUUAUUCAAAUCACUGCAUAUAAUCGUUUCAGAGAGAACCAUAUUUUUGUGAUGGUUCAUCAUAAAAGGCUGUAAUGUGCAAGAGCGCAACUGUCAAAGACGAGGACAUUUAAUGCUCUUAAGUCGUAUCAUAAUCCAUUUGUAGCACAAAAUGCCAUGAUAACCCCACUCGAUCCUACAAGAACACUGUUGGCUUGCUCUGUAAAUACUGUUGUCUUUCUUACUGUGCUAAUGUCAUACCAGCAUACUGUUCUGUCUUCUACAUAGUGAGCUCAAAAGUGCACAGCUUCUAAAAGAUGACACAAGGUUAACACUGGACAUUGCUACACAAUGUCUCUCAAAGAGGACACUGGCUCAACUUCUUCUAGACUCUCGCAAGUGAAAGGCUACUGUAUCUGUGACUGAAGUCAAUAUACUAUAUAAAAAAAGAACAUGAUACAAAUCCAAAGCACACUUUUAUUUUGUAUUAGUUUGAAAAUACCAGAUGUUGAAUACUAGUGUCCAGAUACAUUUCAUACCAAUCUGCACAUGUUUCAGUUUGUUAUGAUUUUCUUCAGUUUUUGUUUUCCUUAUUAAUGCUGUUUAUCCAUUUUGAACAGAGCACCUGCUUUCAAUGUGACAGGAAAUAUUUCAAGUCAGAUAUAUUUGACAUACAUUUAUUGUGAUGUUUUCUUGAACUGAUUAGGAAGGCAAAACAUCUAUCAUUACCUCAGUCCUGUGAGUUUUAUCUUAGAUGAAAUGACAAAUUAAUUUAUUUUAAAUUUAAACCGGUUGAAAUUAUGAAUGGAUUAUGAGAAAAGUUGUUGCACUGUGACAAAGAAGGAAAGUGACCAUAUUCUAUGUGCACAUUUUAAGUGUUGGACGUUUAAAAUGGUCUUGAUCAGAUGAUAUAUGAAGGAAUGUUUUUUAAGAAUCAUUUUUUAUUCCCAUUACAGAUUAGUCAUCUUGACUCUUGCAAUUGGAAAAAGUUGUUUUGCCCAAAGGGCAUUUAUUUAACAAAAAAUAAAUAAAUACAAUCCAUGUAUAAUCCAUAGAUUGGAGCAUUUCGGCCUAGCAAAGUAACUGUAGUCACCACGUUCAUUUCCUGUAGGGACUGGUUUGUUGAGAUUGAGAAAUGUUCAUUUCCUGUAGGGACUGGUUUGUUGAGAUUGAGACAUGUUCAUUUCCUGUAGGGACUGGUUUGUUGAGAUUGAGACAUGUUCAUUUCCUGUAGGGACUGGUUUGUUGAGAUUGAGAAAUGUUCAUUUCCUGUAGGGACUGGUUUGUUGAGAUUGAGAAAUGUUCAUUUCCUGUAGGGACUGGUUUGUUGAGAUUGAGAAAUGUUCAUUUCCUGUAGGGACUGGUUUGUUGAGAUUGAGAAAUGUUCAUUUCCUGUAGGAACUGGUUUGUUGAGAUUGAGAAAUGUUCAUUUCCUGUAGGGACUGGUUUGUUGAGAUUGAGAAAUGGUUCCUCUGAAGCAGAAUCCUGGAUUCUUGUCAAAUAAAAUGGGGACUUGUUUAAGUAAUAAUCAAAUUAAAAUAAACAUGUAUGUUACGAAUUCAAAAAAGAGAAAAAAGUAUGUUCCCUUCAAUGAUUUACAUUUUUAUUCAGAAGGAUUUGUAUCAAUAUUUUUGUGGUUGUUAAUGAUUAUAUUAAUAAUAAUUAUUAUACUAACAAUAUUAGAAUGUACUGUACAUCCAUCCGAUUCUUUCUCCAUUCCCUGUCACCUUAUACAGUAAUCUUAUGUUGAUCAUCAAUGUAUUUCAGUAAUGUGUGGAAAAAAAGAAAACUGCAAAUGACCUUGUAACAGAGUGCCGUCUUUGAUGCCAGUGUAGUGGCUAUACACUUAUUUGUUGAUCUCUCUAUCUUCCUCUUUGUCUCCCACUCCUUCUCUGUCUCACUCUCUCCUAGUAUUAGUGGUAGUUGUUAUGUAGUUAAGAUGUAGAUGUAGCUAUUAGGAGAUGUAGGACCAGUAAGGAUAGAGCUUUCUCUUCUUAAUUACCAUAGUUAUAUAUAUAUAUAUAAAUAAAUAAAGCUGACAUUCAUUUCAAUACCAUUUGUCUAUUUUCAGUUUUACUGUUCUCACAUGGUUUCAACUAACCAAAGCAAUCAUUGAGGACAUUUAAAUCAGAAAUUUCUGUAAGACCGAAUCGUAAACAAGGCAUUGAUCCCCACACUUGAAUGUUUAAAAAGGGGUGUGCCAUACUACCUUAAAAGCUAAUGCUAGAUAUACAAACCAGUUCUGUUAUAAUUUCACAAGAGGGACACAAGCUAUAAUUAUGAUUGAGUAUAAUGGAUUUUAUUACAUUAAUGGAGAAAUCAUAUAUUUUUUUGAAAGUUAUAACGGACUAAUGAUAAUAAUGGCUAAUAUAGAUAAUUAUUUUAAACUUGUUUUGAUGUUUGUACUAUUACAAAAUAUCCCAGUGGCCCCUGGCACUACUAUUUUUGGAUACAGUUGUAUUUAAUUUUAGGUGUCUACUUAAUUAAUUAUUAAUAUUAUUCAUUCAUAUUAUAGUUUGAGUUCAUUAUCAACAUUUGAGAAUGUAGUGAAUUAUUUUUGUACUCUUGCACCAUUGGAAGCAGCGUUUUACUUUAAUCAAAGCCAGUGUAUCAUGAAACAUUUACAUUGUAAAUUCAUUCAAGUGCUUAGUCUUUAUUUAAAGUCUUCUCAUUCAAAGAUGGUAUAGUCUGCUUGUUUUUAUAGACAUUUGCACUGUGCAAUAACUUAAUCUUUAAGACCCUCCUGCUAAUGGAAAACAAGACAGUGCAAAGCUAUUGAUGAGUUGUUAUAUGAAGGGCUUAUUGAAAUGAUACCUAAAGGACAUGUUUCAUUUUAAGCAAAUCACAGAACCACAGAGUUGAGAUAGGAUAGGAUGUAUGCAUCAUUCUCAUGAAGACUGAGCCAAAAUGUGGCACAUGUCGGAACCUGUUGGUAAACGGGACAUUAUGGCAGCAGUAUGUACCCACUGAGAGCAUGUGAUGUUUGUACUAAGUAAGGCUCUGUUAUACAUUGCAAGAUGCCAUUUCUGUUUUAAAUGUCCCUCUACCAAUAUCACCAUACCUGAUUUACUAUUUGAUUAGAGUAAAAGUUGGCUGGCUAUCCAUUCAAAAUAUUUCAUACCAUCUCUAUUAGUUGAUUUAAAAUUUUUCAAAAAAGUGAUUUAAUAGCUUGGACUUUAAGGUAGCAUGGCUCUGUAGUUGCUGUACUUUUUUCCCACAUGGACAGCAGUUUACAGCUGAUGAAUGUUACACAUCUUGCUAGACUACUUAAUCAUUGGAUAAUUGGUUAAAAAAAUAAUAAAAAAAGAGAAAAAAAAUGAAAUAAAAAGACCUGGAAGGUGUUGGAUGAUAUAUUGGGUAGUACCCUAACCAUUUAAACUUGAAUCUUGAGGCAAGUGCUAGGCAAUGGCCAAACAAUUAUCCCAUCACUGAAUUAACAGACACACAACGCACACAUACCUACUGUAAUAACAGGUACAUAAUGUAUAUACAUGUUAGUUAAAGAUAUAUUAUUGUGCAUGUCUAUUUGUUGAGGCUGAGCCCUCAUUUCAGAUGAAAUUAACUCCUUGCUGUCUGAAAUGUUUACGUAGGCAGCACUGUUUGUAUUAUGUUUGUGUCACGCUUAACAUUAUGUUUACCAAUGAUGCAACAUGGCUGGACUGGAAAACAUGAAAUGAAGAAGCUGGAACUGAUACUUUAGGGUAAAACAUUGUCGUUUAGUGAGUACCAUGGCAUGGGCCACUGCUAGAGCAGAGAGUGAGUGUGUGAGUGUUUGUGUGAGUGAGUGUGUGUGUGAGUGAGUGUGUGAGUGAGUGAGUGAGUGAGUGAGUGAGUGUGUGAGUGAGUGAGUGAGUGAGUGAGUGAGUGAGUGAGUGAGUGUGUAUGUGUGUGUGGGUACAGGGGGUUUCGGGAAGCGGUACAGUCAUUAGAAGUCCUGUGGGUCUUUGUGAAUAUUCUUCCUACAGUACAUUUGACCUUGCCUUAGCAGAGGCUUUUCUUCUCUCAUGCUCCCUCUUGGGUUCGACCUCUGAUUGCCUUGCCCAUUCCUAACACUUGCCCAUGUUUUAAUGUUAACAGACUUUUUACCGUGAGAGCUGACUGAUAGGACUGAAUUCUGAAAGCAUCUUUCAGGUCUUCUUGUAUGGCUUGCUCAAGCCCUGUUGUAAAAUAAACUGAAGUGGAUGGGGGUCUCUCACAUCUCAGAUGUGGAAAGUAAUUUUAUAUUUGUAUUUUCAAAUAAUGAUAAUAAUAAAAAUGUUUGUGAAAAGGUUUCCAUCCUCUACUGUGGUCCAGAAAUCGAUGUGUUUGUCUGGAAAAAAAAUAAAAUAAACUGUUUUGAACCAUU